Molecule: messenger RNA, 4492 nt
Organism: Styela clava
Lineage: Eukaryota; Metazoa; Chordata; Ascidiacea; Stolidobranchia; Styelidae
Source: RefSeq, a predicted model, not a curated record
UAUUAUGUGUACUUUAGUUUAACUGUAAAUAAUACCAACAAUAAACCGACAUGAAAUUCUUCUUUCGUCGGAUGUUUCAAUUUCGUUUUAUAUUAUAGAUUUAAUAUCUUCCAUAUGUAUAUUUAUUUACAAUUCAACAACAGUAUAUUAGGCGUGCUUAACUUUAUAUUAUUAUUUAGGUCUAGGCUGUAGAUCGACAUGGAAAAAACCAAAUUUGGACUGAAGUGGGUUUAUUGUUCAUACGUGCUGUGUAUUGUUCAUCAAAGUUCCAUUUCAUCAGCUGCAAAUCUUGAUAGAUUCCCUGAGCUUCCUCACAAAGAUGAAUCAACCGACAUGGAUCUUUAUUUAGCUCGUAAUGAACAUCAAGAAUUGGAUAACUCAAAAAGUGAUGAUGCAUAUUCCAGUUCCGCUGAAGAUAAUAUUCAUUAUGCUUCGAAUAAUAUACUAGGAGAAUCAAAUCUUAGUUUUAUCGAUGGCAAACAGAAUUUAAAAAGUGUUUUAUCGCAAGAUAUCAAUUCAAAUGUUCUUCCAAAUAUAUAUGAGACAAAUCCGCAAUAUGCAAAGCUUGGUAAUUUACCUGAAAUUGAUCCUAUGUCUGCAGAACUAUCAACUACUGAAGGAAAUGGAAAUAUUGCAGAAGGUAUCGAGGCGAACAUUCCUGAUCCAGAACCUUACAGUGAAAGUCUGUCAAAUGUAGAGCAAAUUUCUAAUCCGUAUUAUGAUGGUCAAGCCUUUUCGUUGUCAAAUAAAAAUUUAAAGUCCGCCCACAAUUUUGCUUUAUCUUCUAAAAAGGCAUCACUGCGGGAAUUUCCUGUAAAUUCCUCAUCCAAUAGCAAUGUCGUAGCCGCGUUUCUUAAAAAUUCCACCGCAUUGUUGCAUGAAAAUUCAAUCCCAGUUGAGGGUAUAAUUAUAGGUGAGUCGCAUGACGAAAUCGACACAGAUUCAAAAUCUAAAAAUUCAGUCACUGAUUCACUGCUGCAUGAAGACAUUACUGUGAACGAUUUGACUAGGAAUACGUACAUAAAUCUCAAAAGUAAAGAAUCUUCCUCACUUCCAAGAACUUCAGUGUCAAAUGAACCUGUUGUGUAUUCCUUGGUUGACGAAAACUCGAAUAAUAAUCAAAAAGGUGAAUUAUUUAAUGAUGACCUCGCUUCGACCAACGAUGAACUUAUUGGUAAAGUGGCAAAAAGUGGACCCAGUCAGGAAUUUUAUGGAAAUUCUUUCAAACCAAUCUCAUCUGAAGAACCUCGCUCACAUUCUUUGCAGCAAAAUCCUGCUAUAGAAUUUCCAGCAGUAUCAACAACAGAUGUCCUGGGAGAUAAUUAUAACCCCGAAUUUUCAGAGCACUCAUUAGAAACAAUAUUCGGGGAAGAGCAAGAAGAGAAUAACCCUGUAAAUAACUUAUUCAACGAACCGAUCAACAUUCAAUCUGAAAACAUAUUGCCUGAAAAUAAUGGAGGAACUUCGUUAUCUGAAACAUCCGAUGAAACUUCAUUCAUCGGGGAUGCAUCACUUUCCCCGCCAGUAUAUUCGUUACCUGAGAAUGAAUCUAUUCUAGGAUUAUCAGUGGAGAGUUCGGAAGGUUUAUCAUUGAAUGCUCCUACCAGAUUCAAUACUGAAGAUGUGCCACUACAUCCAGUCCCUGUUAAAUCAAAUACAAGCGAUUCAUCAGUCAAUUUUCCUGACGAUGAUUCUUACUCUAACGACGCUCCAAUUAAUUCAAUUCCUCAUGAUUCGAGUAUUAUAGAUUCAUCAUUCAGUGCUCUUUCUGCUGAUUCUUUUCCUGAAGAUACAUCAUUCAAUUCAAUCCUUCACGAGUCGAGCACUAAAGUUUCACCACUCAAUGUACCCGCAGAUGGUUCCUUCCCUGACGAUGAAUCAAUAAACCCAAUUUCUCAGGAUUCGACCACUAAAGAUUUAUCAUUCAAUGUUGCCGAAAGUGCUUUUACUCCUGUCGAUACCUCAAUAAAUCUAAUUCCACAUGAGUCGAGUACUAAAGAUUACUCACUCAAUGUUCCUGGAGGAGGUCCCCUGCCUGGCGAUGCAUCAAUAAAUCCAAUACCUCUUGAGUUGAGUCGAAAUGAUUCAUCACUCAAUGCUCUGGAAAAUUAUCCUAUUCCAGACGUUUUUUUAAUAGAUCAAUCCCCACAUGAGUCAGUGACAGCUUCUUUUGUUGAAGAGAACGAUGGUAAACUAUCUUACAAUAAUUCAUCUGGUGAUAUUUUUCACGAUGACAGGGAUGAGGACACAUUCAACAAAAACCCUUCUGUGAUAAUGUCUGUCAAAAAUGACACAAUGGAUGAUCUUGGAACUAAAUAUAUCAAUAUUUCUGCAAUAAGUCCAUCUACAGAUAAAGAUUAUUACAAUGCAUCACUUUCAACAAGCAAGGUUUCAGAUAAUGAGGAAAUAAAUUCGACAAGCGAAAGCAUCCAGUCAGUGUCAGAAAUUGUUGACGAAAACUUUUCUAUUGGUGUAAAUAUUAUAAAGGAAACCUCAAACACGACCAGGGAAAACUUGCCUUUGACAACAGAUAUUAUAACUGCGCCAUCUAAUGAAAAUGAUUUUAAUACUAAACAACAAACAGAAACUCCAACAGCAGCCAGUGUGAAUAGUCAACAUCUGAAUAAUGAUAGCAAGGAAACCCGUUCCGACAUUGCGGAGACAACAACUUCAGUAUUACAUGAAAAAAUGAUUGAAAAUGUCACUGCUCCUAUUUUAACAAUGGAAGUUUCAAUGGAUAGUGAAACUGUACCUACACUGCAUUCUAAAAUAGAUGAAACUACAAGCACAUUAGUUGGUUUGACAACUGAAUCAACACCAAACAUACGCGAAGAAACGACAGAUCAAAGAGUUGCAGAUCAAACAGAUUUCGAACAUAUUCAGGACAUGGAUGAGGAAGAAGAUUAUCCAGAAUCUGAGAUCGUCGGAGAAGCAAAAUAUCGUUUCGAAGCCGAUGAGAUCGAAACCAGCAUUGAAAAUCCAAUUUUUGCUGAGAAUAAUAAGAAGGAUUCCGAUUAUAAGCAACUCACUGAUCCAGGUACAACAGAAUCGAUGCACUCGUAUAAAAAUGUUAAUGGGCGUGAUGAUAAUGAUGUAACUACAAAUUCGAUUAUGGCAGAAGAGAUUACUUAUCCACCAGAAGAAGAUAUACAUUUUGGUCGAACCGAGGAUUCACCGAAAGUAGUACAUGGAGACCCGGUUACAGCGGAUCAAAACGAUUUCACGGAAGAAAAUUUCCUAGAAGAAACAACAGAAAUUGAACAUGACGUUACUUACGAUAGUGAGAUAGAGGCAGAUGUAUUGGCAUCAGAUACUGAAUCCCCUGAAUACAAAAGUAAUGGAGAUGAAGAGAAGAACAAAGAAAAAGAUGACUUGGCACAAACGACCUCUGAGGAUGACUCAGAUAAUAAAAUCGAAGUCGCGGUUCCUAGAAGAUCCAUUUUUCCAGUUCUUAUGCUACUUUUUAUUGUUAUUUCAUUACUAAUGAUAUGCUCAAAACUUCCCUCUUACUUUUAUAGCACAUGGGUAUCAUUUCGAAAUUCAAACUUACGUGGCUUGCCGUUUUCGCGCAAAUGGUCUAAGAAAGGUUACUCAAUAGUUCCUAUGGGAGAUAAGUCUGUGUAGUUAAAAGAUAACUUUAGAAACUCUUUUAUUAAAAAUGGCUGUGGUCAACACAGUUUAUUAGUUUUUUUUAAUUGAAAACCACGCUGUUAUAAUUUUGUGACACAUAAUAAAUUAUUCAAUUUUUAUCAUGUUUUAUCUUUUGUUGUCAUACUAUGGGGCAUAAAACUAUUGGACGUUUGAAAUUUAUUUAUUCAACUGUGAAAUUCAAAUAUUAACCUACAAUAAUUAUACAUAACGUAUUGUAUUCUCUAAGUUUUUAGCAUAAUAUGCAUCAUUGUUUAUUUUCAAUGAGCCUUUUUCAUGCCUUCACUCCGAAUGGGGCUCUGUUAAAUCAGUUAUUGCUGUUGUGUUGCCAAAUAGUCCAGAGUUAAAUAAUUUGCAUUUAUUCAAUUUAUGUGUAUACAGCUGUAAACUUAUUCUUUUUAUUAUUAUAUUUAUGCAUAUACGUGUUCUGCAAAUAUCGUCCAUAGUUUUUUCGUUCAGGUGUAAUAUAUUGUAUUUGAGUAUAUUACCUGUAGUCAUAAAAAUUUAUUGAAAUGUUUUGAAAUAGGAAAACAUAUCAAUACCACUUGUAUUAAACUUCUAACCGAGACUUUUUUAAAACAUCAAAAGUCUAAUUAACAAUUCCACCAGAAAAAUUAAAAAUCUGAAUCAUUCAUAAGUAUUGAUUUUAUUUAUACCAAUUUUAAAAAUAAAUCUAUUUCAAAUUGUUUUUGAUGAUGACGAUUCUAUACACUACCCUGGAUAUUAAACCGUACUAAUUUAUCCCAGAUGAGUUGUGUAUUUAUUGAAUUUUUACUCAGAUAUAAUUUGUACAUUAACUUGUGUUUUUAAUUUAUGAUAUGAUAAUAAAAAAUUCAUAAAACAA